GAGAAACGCUAGCACCUACUUCUAUGACGCGGAAUAUCUCAGGGCGAGGCAAGGCUCACUUUACCUAGAAGAUUCUGAGAAUGAAUAUCUUAAAGAACAACAAUAUGUACCUAUGGUUAAUCCUGAUCUCUUGGUCGGGGAAAAGGUCGUAGAAAAUUUGGUUCUGAACUUCGGACCUCAGCAUCCAGCUGCUCAUGGUGUGUUAAGACUGGUACUCACCCUAAAUGGAGAGCAUGUGGUACGAUGUGACCCACAUAUUGGACUCCUGCACAGAGCUACAGAAAAGUUGAUCGAGCAUAAAACAUACUUGCAGGCAUUGCCAUACUUUGACCGUUUGGACUAUGUAUCUAUGAUGUGUAAUGAACAAACAUACAGUCUGGCAGUGGAGAAACUUUUGAACAUAGAAGUUCCAAUUAGAGCUCAGUAUAUUAGAGUGCUGUUCGCUGAGUUAACUAGAAUAAUGAAUCACUGUAUGGGUAUCGGUACACACGCCCUUGACGUUGGUGCAAUGACACCCUUUUUCUGGCUGUUUGAGGAAAGAGAAAAGAUGAUGGAGUUUUAUGAACGAGCAUCUGGUGCCAGAAUGCACGCAGCGUACGUUCGUCCAGGAGGUGUCUCAUUGGAUAUUCCCCUUGGUCUCAUGGAUGAUAUAUAUCAGUUUAUUGAGCAGUUUGGACAGCGUAUUGAUGAAGUUGAUGAUCUUUUAAGUGGAAACAGAAUUUGGAAGAGUAGAACUGUAGAUGUAGGGGUUAUAUCAGCAGAGGAUGCUCUACUCUAUGGAUUCAGUGGUGUUAUGUUGAGAGGUUCCGGUAUUAAGUGGGAUUUGAGAAAACAGCAGCCAUAUGAUUGUUAUGAUAAGAUGGAGUUUGAUAUCCCGGUCGGAACACGAGGAGACUGCUUUGACAGAUACUUGUGUCGCAUGGAGGAGAUGAGACAGAGUUUACGUAUUAUUCACCAGUGUAUAAACCAGAUGCCAGCCGGUGAGAUUAAGACAGACGAUCACAAAGUCUCGCCACCUAAACGCGCCGAGAUGAAGAACUCGAUGGAAUCUCUGAUACAUCAUUUUAAGCUGUAUUCCGAGGGUUACAAUGUUCCACCAGGUACCACAUAUGUUGCUACAGAAGCACCAAAGGGUGAAUUUGGAGUGUACUUGGUUUCGGAUGGAUCUAACAAACCAUACAGGUGUAAGAUAAAGGCGCCAGGAUUUGCUCAUUUGGCUGGGCUAGACCACCUUUCACAUACACACAUGAUGGCCGAUGUUGUAGCUAUAAUUGGUACGCUUGAUGUCGUCUUUGGUGAAGUGGAUCGAUAAUAAAUUAUUUACCUGACCUAAACAUUAUUUUAUAUUUGUGUGUGUGGGACAAGUACAUUAUUUAACAAAUAUGUGUCAACAAUUCAUGUGUUUAAUGAUAUAUUUGAAAUGCAGUUAUUAAUACAGAAAAAAAAUGUUGUUAUGGAGUAAUUUUCAUACAUAAAAGGUUUAAACAAGAGAUUAUUACUUGACGAAGACUUUAAUGUGAUUUGAAAUCAUAAGAAUGACUAUUCGGAGGAAAAAAGCUUGCUGUUUUGUGCUAAUAAGUUCACUUUACUGUGAUGCUUAUUUUUUAAGCUUGAUUAUUACCAGUAGACUUUAUUUUAAAACUGAGAAAGGAAAUAGAUUGUUUUGUUAUAAAUUCUAAUAA
Ruditapes philippinarum (Manila clam) is the source of this 1682-nucleotide messenger RNA. Its product is annotated as NADH-ubiquinone oxidoreductase 49 kDa subunit-like. Lineage: Eukaryota; Metazoa; Mollusca; Bivalvia; Venerida; Veneridae. The record is from RefSeq and is a predicted model, not a curated record. Gene Ontology annotation, biological process: mitochondrial electron transport, NADH to ubiquinone. Gene Ontology annotation, molecular function: quinone binding; NAD binding; NADH dehydrogenase (ubiquinone) activity.